Messenger RNA from Trichoderma citrinoviride, 1791 nucleotides. RefSeq names its product phospholipase A2, group VII. Gene Ontology annotation, molecular function: 1-alkyl-2-acetylglycerophosphocholine esterase activity. The coding region runs from base 1 to 1791 and encodes 596 amino acids. NCBI's taxonomy places the organism in Eukaryota, Fungi, Ascomycota, Sordariomycetes, Hypocreales, Hypocreaceae. The transcript has a single exon. The record is from RefSeq and is a predicted model, not a curated record.
AUGGCAGAAACUCCAUCGCCAGAAGCAACUACAAAGCCUCUCCGAAGGUCAGCCGUCAAACCACGAAAGACGUUUAGAGAACUCUUCCUGCAUCGCCUCCCUCACUACAAUGGACCCUACAAUGUCGGAUACAUGGAUAUAGAAGUGCCAGUUCGCCAACCCCGGCCGGUUUCUAACCUUCGAAGACAUGGAAAGCCAGUGCUUCGACUAGACACCGUUUUGAUGGGAAUCUACUAUCCGUGUGACCUGCAAUCUUCCCCUGGUGCGCAUCGCGUCGACUGGAUGCCGCGGCCACGAGUAGCGACGGCUAAAGGCUACGCUAAAUAUCUACAUAUUCCAGCACUCCCCGUCACUGCAUAUCUUGCCUGCACCUCCCUUUUCACAAAGCUGCCUGCAUUUAGGAACGCCAAACUGGCCGCCCACUGGCCGGAAGAUAUAUGCAAGGACGACUCUGGCCCAACCGGGCAAAAGGCCAGAGAAGAAGAAGAUGAUCCCACAAGUCGGCCCAAAUUCCCCGUCAUCAUCUUCAGCCAUGGGCUUGGUGGUUCACGGCUUUGCUACAGCUCCAUAUGUGGUGAGCUUGCAAGCUUCGGAUUCAUCGUUGUGGCGAUCGAGCAUCGUGAUGGCAGCGGCGCCAGGACAUAUGUCAGUCUUCCGGGCAACGUUGAGGCGGCGGCCAUCGAAUCAUCAACAGCCGAGUUACACACAAAUAACGACGAUGAGAAGAACGGCAAAGAUAAAAAAGUGCAACGUCGAAGAAAAGAAGGACUGAACCCAUAUUAUGUCGUCGACUACAUUCUUCCCAAGGACAAUGCGCAGGACACCCGCCCUCAUAACAGCAGAGGCGUUGACCACAUAUUGAGAUCAGCACAAAUCGUACUACGGCAGGAAGAGAUCAAAGAAGCCUAUUACAUUCUCGAUCUGAUCAAUUCGGGCCAUGGAGCUGAUGUCGCUGCAAUGAACCUCCGGAAAAGGGGCAACGUGGGAUCCAGCUCGUUAGGCCUCAACGGUAUCAACUGGGACGAUUGGAAAGACAGCAUGUUCCUUAACAACGUCACCAUGAUGGGACACUCAUUUGGAGGCGCAACCACGGUCCAAACCUGCCGAGAUGACUCGCUGGAAUGGCUAGGCCAAGGCGUCAUUCUCGAUGCCUGGGGCCAAGCAACGCCACCUGCUGGAGAGACGAGAAAAGAGAGAGUCACAAAGCCCAUUAUAUCAAUCUCAUCCGAAGCGUUCAUGCACUGGAAGGAGAACUUUGAUAAAGUCGUCGGGUUCAGUAAUGAAGCCCGUGAAUCCGGUGCAUUAUGCUGGAUGCUCACAAUAGUCGGAUCGACUCACCUUGCCAUGACCGAUCUCGCCAUACUCUACCCUCAAUGGAUGUCAAUUUUCAUGAAAUCCAUGGUCAACCCGACACGAGCAAUCUCUCUCACAGUCACGGCGUCAUUGGAGUUCCUCAAGAUCAUACUGCCUCCGGAACAGACCAAGUACAACAUGUGGGCAGACGAGCAGCUCCUGAAAUCUGCGGAGCCACCGUCCGACCCUACAGAGACUCUUCGGACAGAUCACGCACCGGACCCCAAAUGGGUUGCGGUACGCCUCAAGAUACCUAACGAGCUCUCAGUCAGGCUCAAGGCUUGGCUUCGCCGGACUUGGCGGUUCAUUAUCUGCCGCGGGCGCGAAGUGCUUGAGCUCACUCAUGGUUUGCACGACUUUGGGGAACAGGAGGAAAUGUGGACUCAUAUAUGUCCUACCCGCGAGGCAAUUGAAGCGCAUAUGAAUCGAAAUCGUUAG